This is a messenger RNA of Camellia sinensis, 1654 nucleotides long. RefSeq names its product protein NUCLEAR FUSION DEFECTIVE 4. Lineage: Eukaryota; Viridiplantae; Streptophyta; Magnoliopsida; Ericales; Theaceae. The record is from RefSeq and is a predicted model, not a curated record. Gene Ontology annotation, cellular component: membrane.
CACACACACACACAAACCUGCUUUAUAAAGCACUUUCAUCAAAAUCGCUUUCCAUACUCAAUACAGUAUUCCCCCUACCCACACAUCUAAUGGCCCUUCAAUGGCUAACCUUAGUGGGUGCUAUUUGGCUUCAAUCCAUAAACGGCACAAACUCAAACUUCCCAGCCUACUCAUCUCAGCUCAAGCGACUCCUCUCCAUCUCCCAACUCCAACUCAACAACCUCACCUUCGCCUCCGACGCCGGCAAACUCUUAGGCUGGUUCGCCGGCUUCGCCUCCCUCCACCUCCCCCUCUGGCUCCUCCUCCUCAUCGGCUCCCUCCUCGGCUUCAUCGGCUACGGCCUCCAAUUCCUCUUCCUAACUAACCAAAUCACAUCUCUCUCCUAUACCCAUGUCUUCUUCUUAUCAAUUUUGGCGGGAAACAGCAUUUGCUGGAUCAACACUGUUUGUUACAGCGUCACGAUUCAUAAUUUCCCUUUCGAUCGCCAAGUCGCUGUUGGGUUAUCAACUAGCUACCUGGGUUUGAGCGCAAAAAUCUAUACAGACAUCGUGGAUGCUCUGUUUCCCUCUUCUCCGAUUGAAAGAGCCAAAGCUUACCUUCUCUUGAACUCAAUUUUACCUCUGAUGGUUUGUGUGGUGGCUUUGCCAGUAGUUAGGUAUGUUAACAGUGGGAAAUCGAGGAGAACCGAAGGUGGGUUUGUUGUAAUGUUUUCUAUAACAAUCGCCACAGGAACAUUCGCCGUAAUCAGCAGUUUUUUCAGUUUAAUGUUGGCUUCGUGGAUUAUUGUAACCGCCAUGGGGGUUUUGCUUUUGGCUCCGAUUGUUGUGCCGGUGGCGGAACGAGUCAUGGAGAGAUUGGAGAAGAAAUGCUGGAUAAGAAGAGUGUGUGAUGGUAAUGUGGAGGAGGUUGUUGGUGGUGGUGGAAAGGGGUUGGAGGAAGGGGUGAAAGGGGAACAGGGUGUUGUUGGGACAGGUGAUGAGGUGGUGGUGAGGGUGAAGGAGGAGAUUGGAGUGAAGGUGAUGAUGAUGAGAAUGGAUUUCUGGUUAUAUUUUUGUGUUUAUCUUUGUGGUGCAACACUUGGGUUGGUGUAUUUGAAUAAUUUGGGACAGAUAGCUGAGUCAAGAGGUUACCCUAGAGCUUCUUCUCUGCUGUCACUGUCUUCUUCCUUUGGAUUCUUUGGAAGACUCGUCCCCUCUCUUCUGGACAACUUCUUCUCCAGGAGUAAAUGCAUGCCUUCAAGACCAGCUUCAAUAGCAGCCUUGAUGGCUCCAAUGUCAGCAUCCUUUUUCUUACUCCUCAACAGGACCACCAUCUCCCUCUACAUCAGUACUGCCACCAUAGGAGUAUGCACUGGAGCAAUCACUUCCAUUGCAGUCUCCACAACCACCGAUCUCUUCGGUAUGAAAAACUUUAGUGUCAACCACAACAUUGUUGUAGCCAAUAUUCCAAUUGGGUCCUUUCUUUUUGGGGGCUUGGCAGCUCUUGUUUACAGGAAACAAAGCAGUGGAAGAGAUGGAAGGUGCAUUGGCAUGGAAUGCUAUCAAACAACAUUCAUUUUCUGGGGUUGCCUUUGUUUUAUUGGGACUUUUCUGGCUUUGAUCCUACAUGCAAGAACCAAGAAGUUCUAUUCACAGAGAAUAUAAAUAAAAUAAAA